Messenger RNA from Jaminaea rosea, 620 nucleotides. RefSeq lists its product as hypothetical. The transcript has a single exon. NCBI's taxonomy places the organism in Eukaryota, Fungi, Basidiomycota, Exobasidiomycetes, Microstromatales. The record is from RefSeq and is a predicted model, not a curated record. Bases 221 to 502 code for a protein of 93 amino acids.
GACUUGGAAACAGAGAUGAGAAGAGCUUUCCUUCAAGACCACGUUUGUCAUCCCUGAGACUAUCUUGAGGACCGUGAGGACUCAGCAUUAUUGCAGCUGCAAAGGUCUGCUUUGCUACUCUUCUACUUUUCAGGACAUUCUCCUCUUCAGUCGAAACCCCUAAGGCAGCCCAACACCGGCAGCCCUCCAGGACCACGCUGCUUCUUCCUACACUGGUAGCAUGUCCUCGUCCUCAAAGCACCAGCAGACCCUCAUGCCGACCCCUCCCUCCUCCGGCCAGGCAAGCGCCAUCGCCACCCCCAACCCAAUCUCCAAGACUCCGCAAGCCGACCGCGAGUUCAAGGAGAUGGCAGAGGCGGCUGCGAGGAAGAAUGUGGAGCGUGAGACUUUUGGCUAUGGCUUGCACUCUCUGGCGCUGCAGAUCAAGGAUCCGGAGAGGAGCCGCUGGUUCUAUACGACCGUGCUCGGGAUGGAGGUGGUCAGGGAGACGGAGAUUGGGUGAGUACGAGCCUGGCGGCACCCAUAGCGCGUACGCUGGUAGCUAACAAGCUGCCAUUACGCUGCCCCAUACCCGCAGAGACGUCAACAUGAUGUUCCUUGCCUUUCCAAACCCGCCAGAC